Drosophila hydei is the source of this 2016-nucleotide messenger RNA. RefSeq names its product Usher syndrome type-1G protein (gene Sans). NCBI's taxonomy places the organism in Eukaryota, Metazoa, Arthropoda, Insecta, Diptera, Drosophilidae. Gene Ontology annotation, molecular function: protein binding. The coding region runs from base 371 to 1963 and encodes 530 amino acids. The transcript is spliced from 6 exons. The record is from RefSeq and is a predicted model, not a curated record.
UUUGCUUUGUAGUCUGGCAACUCCGCAUUGAAUGGCGCACUCUCUGCGGCAAUUACCGCUCCCGGUUUCAAUUCCAAUUAGAGUUUCAGUUGCCAAACAACACUCGACGGUAGACACUUGUCUACUCCGCUGAUCGCAAAAGAAAAGCCACAGCUCUUGUUGUUGCGACAAUAACAAAGUGUCAAGCUGUUGGAAAAUCGUGUGUGAACUUUGCCAAAAAAAAAAGAAAAUAAACAUAACAGACUUUAUUGUUUGUAUACACUUAAUGGUCGAGUGCCUUCGCAGUUCGUUUUAUUAUUUUGGGCAAUUCGUAGCCAAGAAAUAAGGUUCAGUCUAUGGAAAUACACAAAUAUAGAUAAGAAGUGGUAAAAUGACUUCAGAUCGUUUUCACAAAGCCGCCAAAGACGGGCUGCUUGAUGUGCUGAAGGAGGCAACACGGAAGGAUGCCAACGCCAAGGACGAUGAUUCAAUGACGCCGGUCAUGUGGGCAGCUUUCGAAGGUCGCUUGGAUGCGCUGCGUUUGCUCUGCGGCAGAGGUGGCGAUCCGGAUAAGUGCGAUCAAUUUGGGAAUACAGCGCUUCACUUGGCUGCCGCUAAGGGACAUUUGCAUUGUGUUGACUUUCUGUUUAAAUUCGGUGUUAAUAUAUAUGCACUGGAUAUUGACAGACAUAAUGCCAAGGACCUGGCAGCCAUUAAUAAUCGCGAUGAGAUUUUGCGCUAUUUAGACGCAGCUGCAGCCAAUUUUGAGGCGAAUGAAAAAAAAAAGGCGAAAGCCCUCAAGGAAAUAGCUGAAAAGGAGUGCGAAAAACGCGUUAAGGAAUAUAUGAAGCGCCAGCAACAGCAAAUGCACGAUUACAGCGAUCUAAAGCCGAGCAAUGCACAAACCUUGGUCAGCAGCAGCAGCAGCAAGUCGAGCAACAUGCUGUCUACGUUGAAGCAAAAGAUUUGGUCCAGCCAGGGCAAUCUGAACAAAACGCCAAGGGAGCAAGCAGCAGCUACAGCUCGCAUACCCCCUACCAAAUUCAGCGAUCUGGUGGGCAGCAGCAGCAGCAGCAGCGGCGGCUCUACCAUUGCCAGUCGCAUGGGUACAGUGCAAAAGAAGCCGCCACAGCAGUCACAGUCGCAGCAGCAGCAGCAACAACAGCAGGGGAAGUCACAGCACUCUAAAGCUUGUCCACAUGCUCUGGCUAAUGAUGGCGGAUUCAAGGUGCGUGAACUGGAGCCGGAUGGCAAGCGUACAAUAACAUCGCUAACAGGACUGCAAAGGGACUCGGAGGUGCUCUAUGUGGGCACAUUUAGCUCCACGGAUGAGCAGGAGGGCAAGCGUGGCAAGAUUGCAGAUGUCUUCGAACUGGAUGAUGAAGAUGUAGGUCGUCUGGGUUAUAGCACGGCGCUGGCACGCAGCUUCUCACAGCCAGAUAUAUUAGGAGAUGCACAGCUCUCGCAGGAGUUAAACGAGGAGCUACAGGUGCUGCAGCGACCGGUCGGCCUCUUCGAUCGACCCACCAUGCUGGGCAGCAUUGCCUUUCGCCGGUCGGUGACCGCAGCACUGAGUCAACUGCAGCUGCAAUCUGAUGGCAUCGACAGCGUCUCCAGCUCUACCAUGCGAAAUGCAAGCAGCAGCAAUAACAAUAAAAAUAACACCAAAGCGCGCUUGUAUCUGAAUUUAUCCGAUGACUCCGACUCAGACGGCGCUGGCGAUGAUGUCUACAGUGAUGAUGAGGACGAGGAACAGGUGUCGGCCAGCGCGCUGCAACGCUUUCUCACUGUGUGGGCAUUAGACGAAUAUUUACCUGUUUUUCAGAAACAGGAAAUUGAUCUGGAGACACUUAUGCUGCUAACGGAGGCCGAUUUGAAAUCGCUUGGCCUGCCGCUUGGACCCUUUCGCAAGCUGACCUUUGCUAUACAGGAGCGGCGCAAUGCCUUGGCCACACCUGGACCCCUUAUCGAUAGUCGGUUAUAGGCUAACUCUACACGAGAACAUAUCUCCUUUCUUUAGAGACAACAAUUGGCUAA